Scatophagus argus is the source of this 11205-nucleotide messenger RNA. It is a transcript of the gene foxp1b, whose product is annotated as forkhead box P1b. The record is from RefSeq and is a predicted model, not a curated record. Gene Ontology annotation, biological process: regulation of transcription by RNA polymerase II. Gene Ontology annotation, molecular function: RNA polymerase II cis-regulatory region sequence-specific DNA binding; DNA-binding transcription repressor activity, RNA polymerase II-specific. Gene Ontology annotation, cellular component: nucleus. The transcript has 18 exons. Lineage: Eukaryota; Metazoa; Chordata; Actinopteri; Scatophagidae. Bases 4549 to 6633 code for a protein of 694 amino acids.
AAUGGAAAUACUUAAGUACAUUACAAAUACAGAUAAAACUGUAAUUUUUUCAGACAUUUCACAAAAUAAUUAGCAUUUAUUUAUUAUUUCAGUGUCGAGUACUCACACACGGUAUCUAAUGAGACAAUCAUGCAGGAAAAAAAACUUCUUUGCGACUUAUGAAAUUUAUGAACCCAUUUUUUACAGCUUCUCUAUAAAGUUCUGUUUUUCUCAUUAAGGACAUUUUUGAGGACUGAGGAAGUAUUUUCUUCUCCCCCCGCCUUCCUUUUGUUCUGCCUUGUGUGACCGUGUUGAUGUUCAUUUGUUCUGCUUGCUCUUGUCUAAUUAAAAGAGGCCGGGACAGGUAGGGCUCUCAGCAGGCUUCUGCUCUGUGCCAGUUCUUCAUUUGCUGAGUGUUUGUGUUUAUGCAAAGGGGGCCUCUUUCUGCAUAUUUAAUCUAGAGCAAGGCACCAGCUUUUGUUGUGUUAAGACCACAUACCUCCAGUCCUCUCAGCAUUGCAGCCUGGACACUAGGUCUUUCUCUCUCUCUCUCUCUCUCUCUCUCUCUCUCUCUCACACACACACACACACACAAACACACUCAACUACCACACACUACUUCAGCUACUCCAUACCUGCUACUUUCACUGGCAGUUUUCUCCUCUUCUCAAGUGGAUUUCAAAACACUCAGUGCUUGGAGGGAAUCUGCAUCAAUGCAUGCACAUGUUUCAUGAACAUGGUGUGAUGAUGUCUGUUUAACUGUUCAUGGGUAAGUCUGUCAAGUGUGUCUUUCCACAUUUUCAUUUUUUUUUUCUCCUCCUCCUCCUCUUCUUGCCUUUUAUGGGACGCCGGUGGAUAUAUGUGUGUGUACAUGUCUAUGCGGGUGUGUUUGUAGGUGUGUUCUGUAAGUGACUUACACAGUUGGAGUUCAGGGUGUAGAGAUGAAGCAAUGGGUUUUACUGGAAGUCCUGAGUAGGAGGUACUACUCCAUGCUACAAACAGUUGUGUGUGUGGAGCUGAAAUGAUUGGGCUGAUUUUUUUAUUGUCUUAGACAACAAUAAACUAAGUAUUUCAGAGUUUUGGACUGACUAUUUUAAUCAGUUAAUCAAGAAAAAAUAUAUGUGAUGCAUUAAUCACAGACAUUGUAGAGCCUGAAUGAUAAAACACAGGGUAUAAAGAAAUUUAUUUUAAAAAUAGGAUUGCAUAGUGCUUGCUGUGUGUUGGCCCUGUACUGUACUGUACAUAUGUGAUCAGGACUGAACAUUUUGACUGUGUUGAUCUAAUUUCACGAACUGCCCCAGCUGUGACAUCUCAGCAGACACAAUAAUUCUCAAAAGUACAGUUUUCUGAUGUUUUUUUUCCUCCUUGAUGGAUCAAUAGAUUAGACUUCCUGAAGGCACAGAGUAGUGUGCACUGGAUAUCAACUAGAUGGAGGACUCUUUGCAUUCAAUGAGCUCAUUUAAAUAGUGUAAAGAAAUGUGUGGCCGUGUUUGUUUUGGGUUAGGAGUGAAAUUCCACUUCCUUGGUAUUAAGGCAGCAAAGCUCCCUGUGUGCACUCUGUGUACUUUGUUCUUAGCUCAGCAAAAUGUGAGGGCAGGUCCAAAGAAUCUGGGGGAUCAGACAGGCCUGACAUUCACCAGACUGCACUGUUGCCUUUUAAGCUUACAGAAAAGAAAAGAGAAUCAGAAAAAAAAACAACGCACCCAGAAUAAGGGCUGGCUGGAUUGAAUUUGGGUUUAAUUGGUGGGUUUUAAGUCUGUUUGCGUGUCAGAAAGUGCUGUUGUUUACAGUCUGUGUGGGUGUUACAAUAUAAUGCCAGGAUCCUGCCAAUCACAUCAAAAAGGGGAAAAAAAAAGUUCUUGUUUUCUCACUUUUUCAAAUGCUGACUUCUUUCGUCUUUUACGAGACUUAGCCGUGUUUUUCAUUUAAUAAGUCCUUCUUAAUAAAAGCUCACAAGAACAGAGGGAGAAAAUAGUGUGCAGUCAGCCCUUUUCGUAGAUCAGAUUGUACAGUAAGCAGCUGCGUUUGUCGAGAAGUGAGUCAUGCUUUAGAUUUCUCUGUGUUUCAGAGCACAGACAGUGACUUGGAAAUUCUCCUGCACACACCCUAAAAACAAACACCAGUGACCCUGUUUAUAGAUAUCACUGACUCUACACAACCCUCCUACGCCCUCUUCUUAUUUACACAAUGCUCUUAAUACAGAUCCACCAGGCUUGAGGAGUGUUAAACAAGGCCACUUUUUUUUUUCAUUCAAGCACACAUAGGCCCUGGCAUGAUAAAUAGAUGCUGUGAAUCUAUUCAGAUGCUGAUACUAAGUGAUCGAAACAUCCCGCAUGAGCUGCAAAGAACCGAGAGACAACUAUGGCAGCCUCCUAUUGACAGCCAUUGAGUUGAGCAUUAAUUAAUAUGGUAAUGAUGUGUGAAGGUUCAUUAACGAGCCGCCACAGAAGUAGCCACAGAUACAGUAUUAAGCGUGCUUAGAGUAAUUAAUGGAAUAACUUUACUUAGUGGUAAAUAUUCAUGGGCCCUCAUCUUUUUGUCUGCACAGUGUGAAGAGAGAGGAGAGCCUGUCCAUUAGAGGAGCUGAAGAGCUUUCCACAGUGAAUGUGGGCCUUUUGUUGCGAUUGGGUGCGUUUCAGUGGAGGGGUAUUAAUUCAUAUUUUGAACAUGCAAUCUUACAACAAAGCCAAAGGCACCGAUAACAUACCUGGGACUAGAGAGCAUAUUGUGAAGCCGUGACCUCCUCACAAAUAGGGAAGUCCACUUCACAGGUUUGUGGACAGAAUAAAAUGAACCUUUGUUCGCGCUUAGAUGUAACCACUGCAGUUCAUUUCCAUAGCAAAAAACCCUUCUGAUUGUCCAUUUCCUCUGAAAAUAGGGUGUUUGUGUGUUUUUUCCCUCCCUCAGUUACAAUGAUGCUUGUGUUAUUUGCAUAGAGACCGGAAAUAUUUAUUUGGAUCAUCCGAUCCUCUAAAGCUAUCGGGCUGACGGUCAUGCUGUCUUUUGCAUACAAGAAUUGUGAAACUAGUUGGAGAUUUCUUUGUCAGAAGUCUUUGUUGUCCUAUUUUCCACUUUGUUUAACACAGCACACCUACAACAUCCUCUCUCGACUUUACAAGGGAACCUUGCAAAAUGCUCCUUAGUUUCCAUUGUCUUUUGAAAUUGUUGCAUUUUGAAUCAUAUUCUCAGCCUAAACCUCUCACUGAGCAUGCACAUAACCCACCUAGGUGGGUAAUUAUCUCAACCAGGAGUUGUUCUAUUCCCUAAAAUCUCAAUGUGGGAGUGUGUGAUGGGCUCGGUUUUCCCAACCGGGUGAAGCAGCAUGUGCUUGUUUAUCCUCACCCUACGUUCUCCGCUCCCCCACUGUUCUAAAUGGCAGUAUUACAGCCUUGUGCUGUUUGAAAUGGAGACAAUUAUCUGUUUAGGCAUUACAAGAUGGGCAUUAUAUUACCAGAGAAAAGGCGUACAGCUGCUAUCAGGAUCCCGUCGUUGCCUUUUUUCUGCAAUACAAAUUUUCCGUCAUUAAAAUGAUAGAACAUUUAUCUAAAUGGAUGUUAUGCGUUGGGUAAACUCAUUUAGCUCCCGGGGCUCUUUCAGGUGAUGGGAAUUAAUGAUGUUUAGUAGUUUGAAACUGAAAAUAUCUGUCAUUUGUCACCUCUCGCCAUUGAUUUACGAUUCCAUUGAUGAUAUGUUAAUUGAAGUGUAAUGAAUCACAAUAAUAGGGUAGUUGUGUGGGAAUGGUCCAUUUUGGAUGAUUGUUCAACUCUCAGUAGGGUUCAGAGCGAGCCGAGUGUUGACUCGUGUUUUCAGCGAGGGCAUUUAACACAUAAUUAAUGUAAAACCGGACAAGUUGGACCAGUGUGUUUUUAUCUGUGCUCAGUCUGCUUUAGAUAAACACUUGCCUGGCCACAGUUUUGACUGCCAAAUGUAAACGGCAAAAAAAAAAAAAAAGAACGGUGGGAGAAGGAGUUGGAGCAUUUUUUUCCUCCUUUCGUAUUUGGAUAUGCUUUAAUGCUUUUAUUCAAAUGCACCUGAGAUAUUGCCCCACAGUCACUUCUCAGUUUACCAUAAAAAUAAGAUUUUGUUUCCUUGUCUCUCCCUCUCUCGCUCUCUCUUUUCCACCUUUCCUUUCCUGGGUUGAGUGCUCAGUUAAGAAAACUGUGUGCAUGCAGAUCAGGGCCACCCAGGGGGAGUUGUGUCAGGGCAGAGCAAGCACAGCUCCACUGUGUUCACCACCAGGGGGGUGGGGAAGCAAGAAGUGCCUCUACUGUCAGCAAUAUGAAAAGUUUUUGUCUUGCAAAUAAACCAUUCCCUCACUUCAAACAGCCCCAUUGUUCAGUUGUUAUCAUCAGUGGGUGUAGUUGUAGUUAACAGACACAUGGAAAUGUGCAUGACGGUGACAAUAGUAGGCUACAGGACGACAAACGAAAGACGCCUUCUGCCCUGCUCUGAGCUGAUAUGGUGACUGUGUGUCCAUAGGAGCAAAGGAAGGGCAAGGAGGCUGUUUUACCACCGCUGGAACUGAAGAUUGCUUUAAAUAAGCAAGUCACUGUAGAAGGUUUUUAAGUCAUGAUGCAAGAAUCUGGGACGGAGGCGACAAGCAACGGACCAGCCAAUCAAAAUGGAGGAGCGAGCGUGGAGAGCGGGUCCAGGGAGUCGCGGCCCAAGAGCGCCACGCCGUCAGUGGAGGUGACUGCAGCUGACCUCCUGCACCUCCAGCAGCACCAGGCCCUCCAAGUGGCUCGGCAGAUUCUCCUCCAGCAGCAGCAGCAGCAGCCCCAGUCACAGCAGCUGCAGUCUCAGCAAAGCGCUGGCCGCAAAUCCCCCAAAGCCAAUGACAAGCAGCAAGCCUUACAGGUUCCAGUUUCAGUGGCUAUGAUGACACCUCAAGUGAUAACUCCACAGCAGAUGCAGCAGAUCCUUCAGCAGCAAGUCCUGAGCCCUCAGCAGCUCCAGGUUCUCCUCCAGCAGCAACAGGCCCUCAUGUUACAGCAGCAGCAACUCCAAGAGUUCUACAAGAAGCAGCAGGAACAGCUCCACCUCCAGCUUUUACAGCAGCAGCAGCAGCAGCAUGCAGGCAGCAAACAGAGUAAAGAGCAGCAGGUGUCAGCACAGCAGUUGGCCUUCCAGCAGCAGCUCCUGCAGGUCCAGCAGGUCCAGCAGCAGCAUCUGCUCAACCUUCAGAGGCAAGGACUGCUCACAAUCCAGCCUGGACAGACCGGCCUGCCCCUGCACUCCCUCACUCAGGGCAUGAUUCCAGCAGAGCUGCAGCAAUUGUGGAAGGAGGUGACAAACGCUCACGUGAAGGAGGAGCACAACAACAGCAGCAACAAUGGCCACCGGGGCCUUGACCUGUCAUCCCCGGCGACGCCAAAAAACACAAUUCUCAACCAGCACGCCUCCACCAACGGGCAGUACAUGAGUCACAAGAGAGAAGGAUCCACACUAGAAGAGCCUUCCCACCACAGUCACCCUCUCUAUGGUCACGGUGUUUGCAAGUGGCCUGGAUGUGAGGCGGUAUUUGAUGAUUUCCAGUCAUUCCUCAAGCAUCUUAACAAUGAGCACGCCCUGGAUGACAGGAGCACGGCCCAGUGUCGGGUGCAAAUGCAGGUCGUACAACAGCUGGAGCUGCAGCUAGCGAAAGACAAAGAGCGUCUGCAAGCUAUGAUGACGCACCUUCAUGUCAAGUCCACGGAGCCCAAAGCCACCCCACAGCCGCUCAACCUGGUGUCCAACGUCACAUUGUCUAAGUCGGCUCCUGAGGCCUCUCCUCCGCUGAGCCUGCCCCAGACCCCCACCACACCCACAGCACCCCUCACACCGCUCUCCCAGACACACUCUGUCAUCACAGCCAACAGCCUCCACAGCGUGGGCCCCAUGCGACGGCGCUACUCGGAAAAGUACAACAUGCCCAUCUCUCCAGACAUCAGUCAGAACAAAGAGUUCUACAUGAAUGCAGACGUCAGACCGCCAUUCACAUACGCUUCAUUAAUAAGACAGGCAAUCCUCGAAUCUCCAGAAAAGCAGCUAACACUAAACGAAAUCUACAACUGGUUCACACGAAUGUUUGCAUAUUUCAGACGCAACGCAGCCACGUGGAAGGGUGCCAUUCGCACCAACCUUUCCCUGCAUAAGUGCUUUGUGAGAGUAGAGGAUGAGUUUGGGUCCUUUUGGACUGUUGAUGAUGAGGAGUUUAAACGCGGCCGCCACGUACAGCGAGGCCGCCCUCGGAAGUACGCCGCUGAUGAGAACUUUGACGAUCUGCUCGUACAAAGUCCAGCCUUAGUGAAGAACAUUCAGACCAGCUUAGGCUAUGGUCCAACCCUCUCUGCUGCCUUCCAGGCUUCAUUGGCAGAAAACAACAUACCUCUAUACACUACUGCUUCCAUUGGAAGUCCCACCCUCAACUCCCUGGCCAACGCCAUCCGUGAGGAGAUGAAUGGAGCAAUGGACCAUGGAAACAGCAACGGCAGUGACAGCAGCCCGGGACGCUCGCCCCUGCCAGCUAUGCAUCACAUCAGCGUUAAGGAGGAACCACUGGACCCGGAAGACCACGAAGGGCCCCUCUCCCUGGUAACGACCGCCAAUCACAGUCCGGAUUUAGAUCACCACAGAGAUUACGAUGACGAUCAGGGCCACGACGACAUGCUGUAAGGCUAGCGCUGCCCCUCCCCGGCCUCAGAGGCAGAGGCAGUCUGGGUCAUCUGGGAGACUGAAACGCUCCGCAGAUAACAAACACUGAACUGCAGUCUCAGCCACUGAAGACAGCGCUCAAAUGUCUCCAAGUUAACUUUUUAGUGCCAUUACAAUACAUAGCAAGAACACACACACACACAUACACACACACACACACACACACACACACAGAACACACCCCACACGAGGGAUUUUCUUUUUCUGAUUACUUUCUACUUUUGAUUCAAGUAAAGCUUAAAAAAAAAAAAGUGAAAACAAACUUCAUUUCUAUUCAUGUGUGGGAUUGGACUUGAUUGGUACGGGGGGGCGACGUGUUCGCGGGCGGAGACCCUCGCCAUGCAGCCAGGACGGACUUGGACAGUCGUGUCUCUCCCCUACCCGCCUUCCCCGCUCUCUCUCCCUCUCCCUCCCUUCCACCCUGAGACACACACACACACACACAUCUGACCACAAACUCGAGAGAGAGGGGGAGAGUGACUGACGUUUAAUUUACACCGUGCGUGAGGGAGAGCGAGUGAGGACUUUAUUGUCACUGCCUUCAACAUGUCUCAUUGGUUUGAUUCCAUCUGGUGGGAGGGAUGUUGUGUUUUUAUUCGGGUGUAUUUUUUGUUGUUGGGGGGGGGUGGGGUCAGGGGAUGAGAGGUUAUAAAAUAUCAGCAUAAUGUGUGUUUUCCAUUCAAUGCUGUUAUUGAUGUUGCAUCUUUGUUUUAUUUCUUUAAACUGAUCAGACCUCAUGCUCAUGCUGUGGAGAUUCUGUGUGGUCAGCACUUGAUGAUGAAUGUUUAUGAUUUCCUUUCAUGUUGUUCUUUCAAACACACACACACACACACACACAUAUGAAGCAGAAUGUCAGAUACCAAGUAGUAUUUUUCUGUCAUUUAUUCCACAAUCUUCAUAAGAAAAAAAUAAAAAAAAUAAAAAGUCACCACUCUGCCCCUCACCCCCUCCUCCCUCUUCCUCCUCCUCCCGCUCCUCCCGCUCAUGAAGUCCAUUGGCAAUGCACUACUCAUAAUGAAGGCUCUCUCCACGCAUCAAUGAAGUUUAAUUUAAGAUGCGAAUGAAUGACAGAGAAAUCAUGCAGGUUAUGAUUUAUCCUUAUGAAAUUACACUUUAAAACAGCCACUCACGGCAGAGCAUGUUGAGCUGCAACAGAAUUUCUGAUCACUUACGAGCUCCGGAUUUUUGGGGGGGUUUUUGUUUUGUUUUGUUUUGUUUUGUUUUGGGGGUUUUUUUUUUAAGGAAAAUGAAAAUGUCAGAUGUGCACCGGCAAAGAUAAUGAUUUAGACCAACUAAUUGUGAUUCCUGAACACAGCUGUCAUUGUUAAUCAAACGCGUCUGCUUCAUUCAGUGCUCGAAGAUAAACGUGCAUUCCCUGUAGUUUUAUUUCUACCACAGCGAGUUUUAAAUUCUUAGUGUUAAUGUUAAAGUUAGUGUUAAUAAUUGCACACUGGAUGUAAUGCUCAUUUUCUUUCAUCAAGGGAAAAAAGUCCCAAGACUUGCAAUAAGACCUAAACAUUGCACAUUCCAGCAUUUGGCAGCGAUCGCAAAGGGCCCAGAGUUACAUUACAUGCCAUUUAGGUAACAUGGAAACCUCGAUGUUCAGUGUCACCCAAAAAGCCAAUAGUUGCAGUCCACAACAUUGAACCGAGUGGAAUCCAUGUUUGGUUUUGUGAUGCAGCAACAACAACAAAAAAAUUCCAGCUUUGAUAGGGAGUCAAAUUUUAAAGAGACCAUGAAUUUCAAGACUGCAAUCAACCACUUUUAAUUGUUUUAUUUAUUGUUGGUAUUAUUAUUAUUUUAUGUUCUAUUUGGUUUUUUUUUUUUUGGUUGUUGAUGUGUUUAAAUAUCUUGUUCUGUGAUUACCAAAGAUUAACUACAAAGUCAAUGUUGUGUGUUCCAUGCAAUAGCAGAUAAGGCCAAAUAUCUCUCCUCCAUUCUGUCCCAUUGGACGAUCCGAGCAGCCGCGAUCGAGCCGGUGGCAGAUCGACUCGAGGGAAGUGCUCCUCAAACUGGUGUUUUCAUUCAUUUUUGUUUCUUUCAUAAAAACCAAAGGGGGUGUCUCGACCAGGACAGCUGCAGUAAUGUUUGCAGUGACCAAAACUGAAUGGGAGGUGCUGACAGUCUGACUACACGAUGACCAAAUUAGGGAAACUUUUUUUUGUCUUUGGGCCAGUGAGUAGAAAAGGGAGCUGUUUUGGUCAGCAGCAGAUCUCUGUGCCACAUAAAGGGUAUGUAGAUAAAGAAAAAGAAAAUAUACUGGUAAAUGGAAAAAGCUUUGCAGAGAACAAUGUGAAACGGAUUCUAUACUUCAACUGGACCACACAAUUCAAUGUUUCUCUUCUUUUAUUCCUUAUUCAUUUGUAUCCUUUGUAAUGAUUGUAUGCCACUUUGUAGGGGUUUCAGCGUCUGUGUUAAGAUUGGCAAGACUUUAUGAUUGUGUUUAGUUUCUGUCAACUUAUUACUUUUUAUAUUAAAAAACACUCCUGUCAACGAAUAAGCUGGGUACAAGGUACUUUAUGGCAGUUAUUGUUAUUAUUAUUAUUAUUACAUUUUAAGUUCACUGCUCAUUAAUUAAAAAAAAAAAAAAAAAAAAGGAAAAGGGCAAUCUGUGGUUUCCAGAAGAUGUAUUUAAUAUCCAGGCAGCUGUGGGACGGGUCAGUUACAGCCAGGCUAAGAUCGUGAGAACAGGGCCGAGCUCCGCAAACCUCCAGUCAUCUGGCUGGUUUGUUUGGUAUUCAAAACGGAGGAAAAGUGCUGGUAGAUUAGGACAUUCUCAGCAUGUGUAGCUUGACAUUACUAAAGAUAACAGCAUGAGAAAACCGUUUGUACGCAUACCUCAGUUCAAACCUAUAGGGAAUGAUUCAAUUAAAUGAGAAAAAAAAUAAACAAACAUUUCACUCAGUUGCACUUAGUUAUAUGUCUUGCAUGUGUAGUCUGAUACUAUAGAGAGAAAAUUUCUAAAAAAACAAACAAAAAAAAAUAGAGAGAGAGACAAAAUGAAAUUAGAGGUGGUUUAUCUUAAAGGUUUCAUCCUUUUGUUGCCAAACCAAUCCAAACCUCAGGCCUUUUGUUCACUGAAAUAUCACCCAGCUGUGUGUGACACCGUUCAUCCCGUCAAAGUCUGUUCUCUGAUGUACUGAUGGGUUGUUUUAAGGGUGUUCCAAUAUUAGGUUGUACAUACAUGUCACUAUAGCCUUUGUCUCUUCCUGUCCACCCCCCUCUCUCCUUCUAUCUCCCUGUCCCUCUCUUUUGAGAUCGGAAAAUACAUUUGUGUUAUGAUGUUUGCUUUAUCGCGACUGCUUUGUAUUAACUAUAAAAUAGCUAUGAGAAAAACUGCUGUAUGUAUUGGAAUAGCAAACUGUGCUGCAGAUGUAUUUUACUUAGUAAUCCUUGCUUUAAAAAGAGAAGAAGAAAAAAAAUAAUCACAUCAUCCACGCAGACAUCUGGGUGAGCUGGGCAGGGGCAGGCUGGGGGGGGAGAUUAUCCCCGAUUUUGGAUUUUAAACUGUAAUAUAGAAAACAGACUUUUCUCUGUUAUCAUUGACCUAAGCAUUUUGUACAGAUUUUUUUCCCUCUUUGUGUUAAACUGUUUUUUGAUACUUCCUUUUGAUGGUCCAACCACUGCCUUCUGUGGCUGUAUGUUAAAGAUUACUGCCCUGAGAAAAGGGCAGACAGGUAUAUCUCCUCUACAAGGCAGAGAUAUCUUGCAUGACUAAUCCCAGGGUCACAGAGAUGGGAGUGUGUGUGGGGAGGGGUGGGGGUAUGGUUUAAGUGGUCAGUAAUAAUAUAAGGGUGUAUCAAUCUAAUGAUAUUUUAUAUGAAAUUAAUAGGAAAAAGAAAAAAUAUGCAGUGCCAAGAUGUAAAGAAUAUUGUUAAAUGCUGUCUUUUUUUGGUUGGAAAAAUUCAUUUCACUCAUGCAUCAAAGAUGUGUCUAAAUCCAUGUCAUGUGGGUAAAACACGUUCUGUUUGGCUUCAAGAAUUUUAUAUUUUUAAUCUCAAGGGUCAUUGUAAAAUGAGUCAAACCAAGCACAGCAGGCAGGUCAAAGGUCAGAUGCUGCUGGAGACUAACGUCCUGCAAACUGCGGCCGUGUGGCAUCAGGUCCCCCAACAUCCCACGCUGGCACUCCAGCUAAGACGCCAUCGUUUCAUCCAUCAGCAACCAUCCAGCCCACUGUCAUUCCGUCCCCCUCUUUCUCCCUCUCUCACACCACACUUUUUUUUUUUUCUUCCAGAUGGAGGGGGAGGGAGGGUAAAGGAGGGGAAGGGGGCAACUGAGGAGCUGUCACGGUGCUCUCAUCCUGCAGCAGCUUUUCUUUCUGUUUCUAUUUUUUAUUUUUCUUUGAAGAUGUACUCUGUAGUUUCUUUUUCCUGCUUUUUUUUUUUUAAAUGGAGAAAUAUUAUUGCUCAUCACUUCCAUCAGUCUGUAACCUCCUCAUCAUUCCUCGUCUGUCUGAUGCAGACCACUCUGUUGUAGUCAGUGGCGACGACUGACGUGAGCAUUCUAAACAUGCAAUAAAAUGCUGGUUGUUCA